AUGGAGGAGAAAAGCGAAGUAAGCGCUGUGGGGGAUUGCUGCCUCCUUUCUGGACUUCGGUGGAGUUUAAAGAGAUGCUGCCCCAAAAAACUGAGACGAUUCUGCAAACGAGUAAGAAAAGCUUUCAGAAGCGCUGUGAGGCGGCCGAGGAGGAGAGCUGACAGCACGGAGCACCCGGCCAGUAGAGUCGUACUCAAAAGAAAGAGAGAGAGCAGCAGUUCAGAGGAAGAAAGAUGUAGAGGAAGGAAGAGGAGAAGAGUAACUGCUAAUGACAGAGAUGAUGGCAGCCAGGAUCUGGGGCAGCAGGGGGAACAAAAAAGACCUGAACACCGGAAGCAACGCAUGCUGAUGAAGGGAAAGGUCCCCAUCAAAAGACGCAGGAGUCAGCAGGAGAGUAUCGUUCCUGCUAAAAGAUUUAGGAGUCUUCUCCCCGUGUCAGAAUCCGGCUUCACCUUCCAUUCCGUGCUGGGACAAGGAGCCUUUGGAAAGGCCGCGUUGGCUUCCGUCCCUGCCAGGGACUCCCCGGUAGCGGUUAAGCUCAUCAGCACGAACACCAUGAGACCUGAGAGCAUUACAAAGGAGAGGAGAAGAGUAACUGCUAAUGACAGAGAUGAUGGCAGCCAGGAUCUGGGGCAGCAGGGGGAACAAAAAGGACCUGAACACCUGAAGCAAUGCAUGCUGAUGAAGGGAAAGGUCCCCAUCAAAAGACGCAGGAGUCAGCAGGAGAGUAUCGUUCCUGCCAAAAGAUUUAGGAGUCUUCUCCCCAUGUCAAUCUUUCACUUCACCUUCCAUUCCGUGCUGGGAAAAGGAGCCUUUGGAAAGGUGGUGUUGGCUUCUGUCCCUGCCAGGGACUCCCCGGUAGCGGUUAAGGUGAUCAGCAAGAACGCCAUGAGACCCGAGAACAUUAUGAAGGAGAGGAGGACCCUGGAGGUGGCUCGGAACAGCCCAUUCCUGUGCCAUGGAUACGCAGCCUUCCAAACACAGACCUGCGCAGUCCUUGUCAUGGAGUAUAUGGCUGGAGGGAGCUUCGAGUUCUAUCUGAAGAUUUACCGCUCCUUCACUCAGUCCGCAGCUGCCUUUUAUUCAGCGGAAAUCGUGUGCGGCGUCCAGUUCCUCCACUCUCGGGGAAUAAUACAUCGCGACCUGAAGGCGGACAACGUCUUGUUUGAUGCAGAAGGCCACGCAAAGAUCUGCGAUUUUGGAAUUGUUGCAGAAAAUGUUUUCGGGACCGCAGAGGUCACAGAACCUUGCGGCACAUUUAUGUACAUGGCCCCAGAAGUACAUCUCAAGAAAGCAUAUGGCGCUGCCGUGGACUGGUGGUCCUUCGGGGUGUUGCUUAACCGCAUGCUGACCGAAGCUUACCCUUUCUUUGCCGGCAAAUGCAGGGAGGCUCGCUUCAGAGAUAUCGUGCAUGGCAGCCCCCGGCUUAGCAAAAACCUGAGCAGGAAAGGACGCGACAUCUUGAAGCAACUCUUGGAGAAAGAUCCUGAGCGUCGCCUCGGACUGAAAGGAGAUAUCAGACGGCAUCCGUUCUUUCGAAAGAUCAAGUGGGACGACAUCGAGAGCCGACGUGCGACCCCCCCGUACCGGCCGACGGUAAGAUUAGAUCUCCACCGGAAUAAACGCUGCACGUAUCCAUCGGUUCUGCGGAUCCCAGAGAACCUUUCCUCUUCAUCCGAUAGAAAGGAACUGUCUGGCUUUUCCUCUUCAUCCGAUAGAAAGGAACUGUCUGGCUUUUCCUCUUCAUCCGAUAGAAAGGAACUGUCUGGCUUUACCUUUAGAUUCACCUUCCGCCUGCCCCCGGGUUCUGAGACCCAAGACUGGAAAUCUCUGAAAAGCCAAAAAGCAGCGCUCAUUGGGCCUCCCCCCUGA
Molecule: messenger RNA, 1872 nt
Organism: Spea bombifrons (plains spadefoot toad)
Lineage: Eukaryota; Metazoa; Chordata; Amphibia; Anura; Pelobatidae
Product: protein kinase C delta type-like
Exons: 2
Coding region: 1-1872 (623 amino acids)
Biological process (GO): protein phosphorylation
Molecular function (GO): ATP binding; protein serine/threonine kinase activity
Source: RefSeq, a predicted model, not a curated record